Rhizoctonia solani is the source of this 3543-nucleotide messenger RNA. RefSeq names its product Retrotransposable element Tf2 protein. Gene Ontology annotation, biological process: DNA integration. Gene Ontology annotation, molecular function: nucleic acid binding. Bases 1 to 3543 code for a protein of 1180 amino acids. The record is from RefSeq and is a predicted model, not a curated record. The transcript is spliced from 5 exons. NCBI's taxonomy places the organism in Eukaryota, Fungi, Basidiomycota, Agaricomycetes, Cantharellales, Ceratobasidiaceae.
AUGGCUUCCCCAAUACUAUUUGUCAAGAAGAAAAACGGGAAAUUACGCAUGUGUGUAGACUAUCGACGGUUGAAUAGCAUGACCAAGAAGAACGCUUACCCCCUGCCCUUGCCACAAAACCUUAUUGAGAAACUACAAGGUGCUAAGAUCUUUAGUAAAUUUGAUCUUAGGGCAGGCUACAACUUAGUCCGAAUUAAAGAAGGCGAUGAAUGGAAAACCGCUUUCAAAACUAAAUACGGAUUAUUCAAAUACUUGGUUAUGCCUUUUGGAUUGACAAAUGCGCCGGCAGCCUUUCAGGACAUGAUGAACAAAAUAUUCAGAGACCUCUUGGACGUUUAUGUCAUCAUCUACUUGGACAAUAUUCUAGUCUUCUCUCUGAAUGAAAAAGAUCAUGAAGCCCAUGUGCGAGAGGUACUCAAAAGGCUGCAGGAUAAUGACCUUUUUUGCAAUAUUGAGAAAUGCCAUUUCCACGUCAAGAAAAUUGAUUAUCUAGGGUUUAUCAUAUCUGAAUUUGGUAUAGAAGUCAAUCAAUCAAAAGUCACAGACGCCUUAAAUUGGUCAACACCUAAGAAUGUCAAAAACAUCCAAGAAUUCCUAGGAUUUGUGAACUUCUAUAGACGGUUUAUCCCUAAUUUUGGAAAUAUGGCACAACCACUGUACAAUUUGCUCAAGAAAGAUAGUAACUGGAGAUGGGAAUCAGCAGAACAACAAUCUUUUGACAGCCUUAAAAAAUGUCUUACUUCAGCGCCCUUGCUUUUACAACCUGACACCACAAGACAAUUUUAUGUGGAAUGCGACGCAUCGGAUUAUGCCACUGGAGCAAUACUAUCCCAACGCAACUCUGAAGGGAAAUUGGCUCCAGUAGCCUAUCUGUCCAAAUCCUUAUCCCCUGCCGAAAAAAAUUACGAUAUCUUUGACAAGGAAUUGUUGGCAGUCAUUAGGGCAUUUAAAGAAUGGCGCCAUUUGUUAGAAGGAUCUGAAUUGCCGGUUCAAGUUUUAACGGAUCACAAAAACUUGGAAUAUUUUUCUACAUCCCAAUCCCUUAACAAACGACAAAUCCGAUGGGCCAAUUUCUUGGUGGACUACAAUUUCCAAAUCAUCUACAGGCCUGGAGCACAGAACAGGAAGGCAGACAUCCUCUCAAGACGCUACAAUUUGAUACCCCUUGAAGGGGGGGUAGAGAACCAAGUUCUCUUGAAACCGGAACUUUUCAUUUCAUCCAUUACUCCGGAUCAAGAAAUCAAUGAUCUAAUUGGCGAGGCAAUCUAUGAGGAUAACCGCCUUAGGGAAAUUCUGCAGAAACUCCAGAAUAAGGAAAAAGUCAUAGAUUGGGAAUUGAAAGAGGGCUUACUGUGGUAUCAAGGGAAAAUAUUUGUACCAAAGGACGAAACCAUCAGAAAUCUCAUUUUGGAAUCCAGGCACGACGCAUUAGCCGCAGGUCAUCCAGGACAAGCCAGAACAUUGGAACUUGUCUCCAGAAAUUAUUACUGGCCAUCCCUGAAGAAAUUCGUGAACUCUUACGUCAGUCACUGCGAGACAUGUAUCCGGUCCAAACCUACAAAUCAAGUUCCCACAGGCCUAUUAAAACCAUUACAAAUCCCUGAACGGCCCUGGGAAGAUAUAGCAUACAACAUGAUUGUAGGACUACCAGUUUCAGAAGGCUUUGAUGCUAUCCUUACUGUCAUUGAUCGAUUUUCAAAAAUGGUACACUUUAUCCCCACCCAAUCCACAGCAUCUGCCAUCGACGUUGCCAAUUUAUUCAUCACGUAUGUAUGGAAACUACAUGGUUUACCCAGGAGCACAGUUUCAGACAGGGGCCCCACAUUUAACGCCAAAUUCAUUCGUCAUUUGUAUAAAAGGCUGGACAUUAAGCCAACAUAUUCAACAGCAUAUCAUCCACAAACCGAUGGACAGACGGAACGCAUCCAAAGGGAAGCUGAAAUCUUCAUACAAAUGUUUGGGAAUCAUCGUCAAUCAGACUGGGUGUCACUAUUGCCAUUGGCCAAAUUUGCCUUAAACAAUUUAAAACAAACUUCCACAGGGAAAUCCCCGUUCCAAACAUGUUAUGGCUAUAACCCAAGAUUUACAGUAGGACAAAAGUCAGAUGAAUCAGUCCCAAACGCAGAUGAACAUGCAGAAUUCUUGGAAAAGGGCUAUGAUGAAGUCAAGGCAGCGUUAUCAAUGUCCCAAGAAAGGAUGAAACACUUCUAUGAUCAACGUCACAGAGAAGAAGAAGAAAUUCAAGUAGGGAACAAAGUUUGGCUAAGUCAUCAGAAUAUAUCCACCGACAGACCAUCCAUCAAGCUCAGCCACAAAAAGCUAGGCCCCUACUUGGUAAUUGAAAAAAUUGGAUCACAUGCGUAUAAAUUACAACUACCUCAUACCAUGCGCAUACAUCCAGUCUUUCACAUUAAUCUUCUGACAAAAUUCCAUCCUGACCCUCAUGGACGCGACCCUCCUCAACCUGCACCUAUUAUUACAGAAGAAGGUGAGGAAGAAUAUGAAGUUGAAAGAAUCGUGGACAGCAAAUGGAAAGGGCGUGGCAAAUCAAAGAAACUCUGGUAUUUAGUCAAGUGGAAGGGAUACGACGAAGGAAGCAACUCGUGGGAACCAGUGGAUAAUGUGGGUAACGCUCAAGAAGCCAUAGAAGAAUUCCACAUGGAACACCCUGAUGCAGCUUGGGCUGUUGACAAGGAAUGGGAACGCACAAAUCCAAAAGCAUGCAAACAAUCGGCUAAGCGAAUCGACUCGGACCUAGACAAAAUCCCCCAAGAAGAAAAAUUCGACAAAUUUAUUGAUUGGUACGCACCUCAACCACGGGAGUAUCUAUCCCCUUUGCCAUCACCAUUCCCCUUGGCAUCCCCCUUGCCUUCCAAAUCUAACGCUCCGGCCAAUACCCCUGUUGCCUCUGUUAUGUUAGCUACGCAGAGCCAGGUCAUUGAACCGACCCCAGUUACAACACCUAUUCUCCUUGAUACCGACGUAUGCCAUUCCCCCGGAAAUGCAGCGCAUCAGCCCCCUUUGGAUGUGCCUGCAGCUUUGUUAAUUGCCCCCAGUCAUGCCUCCGGGUCUGUUCAUCCAUGGGGUACAGCAAUGCACGCCGGUGCGUUGGUGGGGUUUGGUCCCAACGUAGCCUUUGCGGCUCCAGAAGCACCGGCGUUUGUCCAGCCUGCGUUUCCGCAAUACGGGUAUCAACCAGGUUUUCAGCCUGGAUAUCUGUAUGGACAACCCGGCAGGAACGGAGGCACUCAAGCGCAUAUUCCAAUCGACCCUACUCUUCAAGGUGAGACAAUUGGUCGCUUGUAUCCCUCAAACGGCAUGCCUCCACCGCCAGAGCUUCAUGAACAAGAAGCCGCCGCCGCUGCCACGCAACACGGCCAGACUGCGCAGCCAAAUAUGCCCGGGCCAAGUCAGCCAUCAAAACCAGACUCCAAGCAGCCAAAGCACGCAAAUCAAGAAUGGCAAGCAAUAGCGGCAACGGCAACGGGGAUGCGUCGCACCCAACAAGUCAAGCAAGUCAAAGUUGUUCUCCAAGGUGCGUAA